Cladophialophora yegresii CBS 114405 is the source of this 1410-nucleotide messenger RNA. RefSeq names its product protein farnesyltransferase subunit beta. The transcript is spliced from 3 exons. Lineage: Eukaryota; Fungi; Ascomycota; Eurotiomycetes; Chaetothyriales; Herpotrichiellaceae. The record is from RefSeq and is a predicted model, not a curated record. Gene Ontology annotation, molecular function: protein farnesyltransferase activity. Gene Ontology annotation, biological process: protein farnesylation. Gene Ontology annotation, cellular component: protein farnesyltransferase complex. The coding region runs from base 1 to 1410 and encodes 469 amino acids.
AUGGCAGAUUCGGACAGGACGGAAUAUCAAAUACCAUUCUACUAUCGCUGUGAACCGCCAUUACCCGACGACCUUGAGACAGAGACGUCCAUCGUGCAAGACAAGACCGUCAAAGAGUGCCUGCCCCUCCUGAAUGAAGUGGAUGAUGCAAGCCGAAGCCCCUUUGAUUUCAAUGAGUUCGGGCUGCCUAACUUGGAAAAAGAGAAGCAUAUCGGGUUUCUCCAUGAUAACCUGGGUGAAUUUCCGGCACCCUUCGUCGGCCUCGACGCCAGUCGUCCUUGGAUGGUCUAUUGGGCAUUAUUAGGGCUCUACCUGCUCGGCGAGGAUAUCUCGGUGUUCAGAUCAAGGGUUGUGAAGACAUUCUAUUCAAUGCAACAUCCCGACGGUGGCAUAGGAGGCGGCUUUGGACAAUAUGCACAUCUGGCAGGGACCUAUGCCGCACUGCUCAGUCUUGCUUUGGUCGGUGGCGAAGAAGCAUACGGACUUGUUGAUCGUCAAAAGAUGUGGCACUGGCUCGGUCGUCUCAAACAGGCAGAUGGGGGUUUCAAGGUAUCCGAGGGCGCUGAAGAAGACACUCGAGGAGCACUUUGUGCCUUGCUCGCGAUCUCCUUGCUCAAUCUCCCUCUAUCGCUCCCACGGGAUUCUCCAGCCCGCGCUGCGGGACUGGAGACGUUCAGAGAUGGACUCGGCGAGUAUCUCUCACGAUGCCAGACAUACGAAGGUGGAAUUGCAGCAUCACCAGGAGGCGAGGCGCACGGUUCUUAUGCUUUCUGUGCCCUCGCGUGUUUGUGCCUGUACGGCCCGCCGGACAGGACGAUCAACAAGUUCUUAGAUGUCGAUGCAUUGCUAUGGUGGCUGUCUUCGCGGCAAUAUGCGCCAGAAGGUGGACUUGCUGGUCGAACAAACAAGCUGGUGGACGGCUGCUACAGCCAUUGGCUUGGAUCAUGCUGGCCACUAAUACAAGCAGCAGUGAGCGGGCCUCGUGAUUCAGCUGGAAGCAGAAGCCUUGGUGUCGGUGAGAAUCUUUAUAGCAGCGAAGGUCUCGCAAGAUACAUUCUUUGCUGCUGCCAGGCAGAGGAGGGCGGGCUCCGGGACAAACCAUCAAAACACCCUGAUUCUUACCAUACAUGUUACACUCUUUGCGGACUCAGCACAGUUGAGCACUCCCACAGUUACGCGCUUGCUGACAACGACGACGACCCCUUUAGCUCAGCAUUUUCCUGGGAGGUGUCCCACACCCCAAUUCACAGCGAGCAGAACGACAGCAAGGUCUUCGAUACUGGUGCCGGUGUAAAGAAGAUCCACCCGAUCUAUACCAUCCCACACGACGCUGCACUGGCCAUCAGGCAGUGGUUCUUGAUGAGACCUCUGGACGUUGACGCGUACGGCAAUACCCCGACAAGCUCGUGA